UUCACAGACAUCUCGAGGCAAGAAAAAGAGAAACUAUCCCGAAUCCUCACAGCUGGAAACAACAUCAUGCAAAAACCCUGCAAAGAAAAUGAAGGAAAGCCCAAGUACAGCGUGCCAAAGAGAGAGGAAGAACGCCCCUAUGGAGAAUUUGAACGCCAGCAAACAGAGGGGAAUUUUAGGCAAAGGCUGCUUCAGUCCCUCGAGGAAUUUAAAGAGGACAUAGACUAUAGGCACUUUAAAGAUGAAGAAAUGACGAGGGAGGGAGAUGAGAUGGAAAGGUGUUUGGAAGAGAUAAGGGGUCUGAGAAAGAAAUUUAGGGCUCUGCAUUCUAACCAUAGGCAUUCCCUGGACCGUUCCUAUCCCAUUUAAUGCAUUUCUCCCCUGAAUUCAACUAUUUUCUGUUACUAAUAUUACCACCAUUGGCGUCUUUUUGUCUGCAUUUUCUUGCUAGAUAUUGCUACCUUUUUACUCCUAUCCUCCAGUGUUCCUUUGAUUUGCAUAUGACUCCUGUUACCAACGUCUCAUCUUUUGACCCAAUCUCACUCAUUUAAUGAGGAUGUUUUAUUCAUUUGCAUGGGAAGAUGCUUAUUUAUAUUGUAAAGUAAAAAUAAUAAGUUGCAAAACAGUGUGUGUAUAUGUAUAUAUAUAUACACAUAUGUGUACAUUUAUAUAUGACAAAAUGCAAAAGAAAAAGUAUGAAUUAUUAUACACCAAAAGGUUAACAGUGAACCUCUGUGUGAUUUGUACUUCAUUUCUUUUUUGGCUAUCGGCAUCUUCUCGUUUUCCACAAAAUGAAUAUAUAUGUGUGUGUAUGUGUGUGUAUUGUGUCACAAAAAAACUAAAAUAAACAGACACAAAAACCUUGUCAAUCACCUUUGAAGGACAGUAAAACACUUAAUAAACUUCUGACAACAGAACUAUAAAAAAGAAAUGUAAACUUCAAAUUACCUCUGGAUCUUUUAGCCAGAGGAAUAAAAUGGCAAUUAUUACAGAUA
Molecule: messenger RNA, 995 nt
Organism: Neogale vison (American mink)
Lineage: Eukaryota; Metazoa; Chordata; Mammalia; Carnivora; Mustelidae
Gene: TCEAL7
Product: transcription elongation factor A like 7
Exons: 2
Coding region: 67-369 (100 amino acids)
Source: RefSeq, a predicted model, not a curated record